AUGGAGAAGGAACGCCCUAUAGAACAUCUCGAAGCAACUAGGACGGAAACAGAUGCUCCAAAACAGCUCGAUGACAGCACAGUAAUCGAUGUCGACGAUGAAAAACGCAACAAGCACCUGAAUCGCCGCCUCGAUAUCCGCAUCCUACCACUCUGCUGCUGGGUGUACCUACUCAACUUCCUCGAUCGUGGCAAUAUAGGCAAUGCUCGUGUCCUCAACUCAGAGACUCAAGAUGACAUGCUCUCGCGAACUCGAAUGACACCUUACGACUAUGCCAUAACACUCACGGCGUUCAGUCUAGCGUACGCUAUCUUCGAAGUGCCGAGCAACUGGGUCAUGAAGCACUAUAUACGACCUUCACUCUGGCUAGGGUUUCUGCUCGCAGCUUGGGGAGCAGUGACGAUAGGCUUCGCAGGCGUUCAGAACUAUGCUACUGUGUUAAGUUUGAGGUUGUUGAUCGGAAUUUUCGAAGCAGGUUUCUUCCCUGGAAUAGUCUAUUUCAUCACUAUCUGGUAUCGACAUAACGAGCGCGCCGUACGAAUUGCAAUGGUUGUGGCAUUUUGUAAUUUGGCGGGAGCUUUUGGGGGUACAAUCGCGUAUGGGAUCGGUCAUAUCAACGGGGCUGUAGGUCUGGAGGGCUUUCGAUGGUUGUUCAUUAUCGAAGGUAUCAUCACCAUGUUGAGUGCUAUACCUCUCAUCCUCUGCUUGCCCGAUUAUCCGGCUCGUGCGAAGUGGUUGAGCAGCGGAGACAAGCAGUUCGCAGUGGAUCGGCUCAAGAAAUUCGGUGGUGGAUACAAUACGGACCAUGCUUCAAAACGAGAGUUGCUGGAGACAUUGUUCAGUCCACGAAUGCUGGCACAUUACUUCGCAUAUAUUGCAGACGUUGUCCCUCAAGGGUCUUUCACGUUUUACACCCCAACUAUUGUGACUGGACUUGGGUAUAGAUCGGUCGAAGCACAGAUGUUCACGGUGCCCCCCUGGGUCAUCGGAUUCUUCGUUGCUAUCUCACUUUCCUACUCCGCUGAUCGCUUCAAUGCACGAGGCUGGCAUAUCGCCGGUGCCUCUGUUGUUGGUGGUCUUGGCUGGCUGACAGCGGGAUUACUGCCUCACGACGCAUACAUCGCACGAUAUGGCUGUCUUUGUCUUGCUGCAGUUGGGGCCUUCCCUUGUGCCCCCAGUUUGACCAAUUGGGUCACCACGAAUAGCCCCAGCUUACUGACCAUCCCCUUCGCAAUCGCAUUAAACAACAGUUGUGCAGGGAUCGGACAAAUUAUCGCACAAUGGAUUUGGAAAUCCAACGAAAGAACAGAAGGUUACCCGACUGGAAACUUCGUUUGUGCUGCUUGUUCGUUUUAUGUUGCAGCCACUGCGAUUAGUCUACGGCUCUGGUAUGGCAGGAUGAACGCAAAAGGAACACUCGAUGCACGAGGCGAGAAAAGGAUAUGGUCGUACUGA
Lithohypha guttulata is the source of this 1455-nucleotide messenger RNA. RefSeq lists its product as uncharacterized. Gene Ontology annotation, cellular component: membrane. The record is from RefSeq and is a predicted model, not a curated record. Gene Ontology annotation, biological process: transmembrane transport. The transcript is spliced from 7 exons. Bases 1 to 1455 code for a protein of 484 amino acids. Gene Ontology annotation, molecular function: transmembrane transporter activity. NCBI's taxonomy places the organism in Eukaryota, Fungi, Ascomycota, Eurotiomycetes, Chaetothyriales, Trichomeriaceae.